AUGAUUGGUUACACUCAGCACACAACAACUACAGAGAGAUACGCUCUUGCGAGCAAAGCACGUACAAAGCUGCUAAAUUGUGCAGCGCAAUCCAGCAAAAAGGACCUUAAUCUUCGGCUACUGGUUGGCCAUGCAAAUCUACUGGACAGAGUCAUGGAGUCUCUGCAUAACAACGAUGCUCAAGACGAUACCGAGCUGGAAGAAGAUGAGCCUAAUUUCGACGAAAUCGAUGAGCCUGUUCACCUCGUUCGCGACGACACAGACAAAACACCCAAUUACGUAACCGGCAACACGCACGUGUCAUUCACGCUGCCGGCGGCUCCUGAGCACACUAUCUACGAGUACAGCAGCGACAGCGACAGUGAAAGCGACAGCGCAAGCGAAGACGAGGACUACAGCGAUGGCAGUGAUGACAGCGAUGACUACGAAUAUGACGAGGACUACCAGGUGUACGAUCACGACAAUGUGGCCAGAGCCCGUCAGCACGUAGAACACAGCGCGUACCUGCGCAGACCUGCCACAUAUACGCUUGCACAUGGUGAAAGCAUGACAAAGCCCACCGGUGGUGACCUUCUUUUGGUUUCGAUUCCCGAAGAUAACGAAGAGGGCGACCAUUUGAGCAGUUCAGCUCCACGUCAGCUGACCACCGUAUAG
This is a messenger RNA of Lachancea sp. 'fantastica', 654 nucleotides long. NCBI's taxonomy places the organism in Eukaryota, Fungi, Ascomycota, Saccharomycetes, Saccharomycetales, Saccharomycetaceae. The record is from the annotation of a GenBank genome assembly.